Messenger RNA from Emericellopsis atlantica, 5143 nucleotides. RefSeq lists its product as uncharacterized. Bases 255 to 4712 code for a protein of 1485 amino acids. The transcript has a single exon. Lineage: Eukaryota; Fungi; Ascomycota; Sordariomycetes; Hypocreales; Bionectriaceae. The record is from RefSeq and is a predicted model, not a curated record.
CAUUUUAGACAACCAUAUCCUAAUUACCUGCUGUGUCGGCGCAUCAACGCUGGGUAGAGGCGCAAACAGCCCAUGUAGCAGGGCGCCCCACUAUCAUGGCGCGUUGAAACGCGGUUCCGUUGAGAAAAUCGUCACCGUCAACCACACCUUGGCCGGAUUUCUCGCUUCAUUACACCAUUGCUUUGGCUUUGAAGUGUCAAGUGCAUCACCCAUCGAUGAGCGACUAGCGAUGCGGUAGCCAUAAUCACAAAAAUAUGGACAUCCGUCUACGACUCACCAUCCGGCGACAUGGCGUGCCCGAGAUCAAGCUUGUCUGGCCGUGCACAGCAUCUGACGACUUGACGAUCGCCUCGUUACUCGCACAAAUCAACGAUGUCGUGGUUCUGGAAAGCGGUCAAUGGGGGCUCGAGGACUAUGCCGUGGAACUCGCAGAUGUCUCGGGCAACAGCUUCGAGUGUCUGCACUUCCAGCCUGUGCGCAAGGUCUUCAAGCAAGACGACCAAGUCCUCAUCCGUUCGCUCUCCACUGAGGACGUGAAACAGCGCCGUGCUAGCGGGCGACAUCAAAUCUCGAGCGACGGCAUCCAUUUGGUAGAUGGUAUCCCCUUUGGUCGUCGACGAGCUCCGCCUGGCCGCCCACAGCUCGAACUGCCCCCACGAAAAAGAGCACGCAUCGUGUACGACGCAGACGAGGACGAGGACGACUCGGUAGAAGAGGAUGCCCUAGAGCGCAUGCUUCUUGAAGACACGCCGAGAGCAUCCGAAAAGGUCGACCACUUCCGCUCGAAUGUACACAAUGCAGACGUGGAGGAGGAGGACGAGCCUGAUCAAGACUAUGCCACCGAAAACGACGCCGAGGUCGACGCUGACGACUAUAACAUGGACGAAGAUGAAGAUCUGGAGGAGGAGAUCCGACUGCUCCAGGCAGAUAACGAUAUCAUCGGGGAUCAUUUCUUUGACAGCGAGGAGGAGCAGAACCCGCAGCCCGAACUACCUCGACUCAGUCCACAAGCAGCAAAGGCUCCGAGCAGCCAGCCACUGUUACAGGAGAUCACUCCCGCAGCUGUCAAUGCUUUACAAAUGGCAUUCCCCUCGACGCCAGCGUCUGCUAUCCGAGAUGCUCUGCAAAACCACCAAACCGAUAUACACAAUACUUAUCGAGAUCUAUCCACCAAGGAUGAUCCAACCAUGUCCUUUGACAAGGUUCUUCAGAGCUUCCUGGCCGAGCGAUUUGCCAACACCAAGUCGUCCCCCGGGCCAUCGUUACUACCGGAAACUCCAAAGGUCCAGUCACGCCCACUGAUUCAGGUUGUUGAGGCCGACGACCCGCUAGGCUCGGGCAGUCCCCUAUCCAACGAUGUCGAUGAUGGUGAUGCGGUAGACGCCUCUUCGAGCUCAGCCGAGACGUCCAGCAGCAGCGACAGCGACAGUAGCUCGAGCGAUGAGGCGAGUCUGCGGGGUCAUGACAAAGAGGAGAGCGACUUGAGUGAUGACGAAAGCUCUGAUAGUGACUCGGAUGAAUCACAUGCAGUCACGUCGCCAGAAGCAAGCAUGUCCGCGGACGGCGGAGUUCCAGCGCAAGAGAGCUCAGCCAGCGACAGCAGUUCAGACUCUGAGGCCGGAUCGGACAGUCAGGCGAGCUCCGUUGUUGAGCCAAACUCGAAAUCUCAGCACGGCCACCGGACACUACGAGAGCAUGUCUCCAUGAUCCCUGUCGAGCAGAACGAGCAGAAGAAGUCCAAACGCAGGAAUUCUUCCAGUUCUAUGAGCAAAGACGUCGGACGCAAUCCCAUGUCGGCAAUAUCCGGACGCCAGAAGAGACACAAGAUCGAGGUUGUCUCCAGCAGCGACAGUUCAGAUUCAGAUGACGCUUCUAGCUCCAGCGACGAUAGUGAAGACUCCGAUGAGGCAAGCUCUGAUUCGGACUCUUCGCCCGACGAACUCUCUACUAAGAAGCCCCCUGCCAAGGCGACAAUCGUGCCUCCGGAUGCUGCACAGACAGAGACUGCAAGGCCCGCGCAGGCGACGGUUCCACGGGGCCAGGGCAUGACUAAAACGCAGAAGCGCAAUGCGCGACGCAAGUUGGCAAAGCAGCAUGCAAAGGCCGCUCGAGCCCCGGCGUCAACUUCGGAGGCUGAUGAGCUUGCUGCUCGUAAGAAGGCCUUGCUGAGCGCUGUGUCACAAGAGGAAGACACUCAUGCCACGGAUCAGAGUGGGCAGCUGGGCCAGGCGGGUAUGACAGAGGUCGAUGAACCCCACGAAUGUCAGGACCCUGUGGAAUCGGCCGACAUCUCUCAGGACGUGCCGACCGAGCUAAGCUCGGUGGACAUGGAGGUAGAUGCAGAUGCAAACGCCGAGGAGCCCGUUGGCGUUCUCAACCAAGCAGCGGUCUCUGAGGAUACGGCAUCGGUCGAUACCCCCCGGCGUCGUGUGAAGAUGGACAAGGACGCUGGUCGACGGCUACUUUUCGGCGCUCUGGGACUCAAAAAUCCAAAGAGCAAGGCCGACGAGGAGAAGAUCAAGGAAAAGUUGAUGAAGGAUGUUCGGCCGCUUAAAAACCAUCGACAGGAGGAGACGACGCAGCAACAGCAUGGAACUCCUCCUGUCGAUGCCGACGGAGAGGAAGAUGACAAUGAGGAUUGGCGCGCCAAAAUCACCUACCGUGCCGUUGAAUGCUGCCAUGAAGGCAUGCAGCUGAGUGAGCCGCCGUUCCCAUUCGUGCAACGAUGGGAUCCUCAGCAGCAGUACGGGGCGAUGCGCAAGCGAAAGCGCCAGUCCCAGGAGUACUAUCAAGACUACGAUUAUGAAGAUGGCUACGACGACGAAUCCUACAACUACGAAGGAUACGAGGAAACCCACACGCCCAAGAAGUCAAAAAAGUCCAAGAAGAAGUCGAAACAGAACGGUGAUGCCAACGACGAAAGCAUGGUCGAAGACAAUAUUGUGCUCAACUACGAUGAUGCGCCAAAGAAGACACCGGCUGGUGAAAGCCAGUUCACAGACUACGAUGAUUUGCCGUCACUCCCGCCUGAUGUUACCACACUUGCACCACUGACCUUGGACACGGUCACGUCUGGUAUGGUGAUUUGCUGGAAGGAACUACAAAUGUCCAAGGCCACAUCAUGGCAACCCACGAUGGCUCUGGUUACUGCCUUGGUCAUCUCUGUAGAGGAUAACACCAUCCACGUCAUCUUGGCGAAGCGUGAUCGCCCCGAGGAUGACCGCGAGUACGACCAGACCACCGGCAAAAGGAUUUACGAUAAAUUCGAAGCCCCAGACAACUCGGAUGACGACAUGGGAAAUGAUCUAGAGCACGAGGGUCACAGAUGGGUGAACUGGUCAGACAUGGUCGAGCCACGCGUUGUGCAGAGCGCCCCAUCGCCAAGGAUAGCCAACAGCCCUGGCCCGGAAGCCGAUGACCAACAUACAUCCAUAGAGCCGACUAUCGAGGUGGAAUCAGCCCAGAUUACUGAUAGCGUCGACAAAGACCCUGCCAAUGGGGAAGAAGAAGACAUUCCUACCGUUUCAUCUAUCCCAUCUGGCCAGACUUUUCCUCGGUUCGAACCCCUGGACACCACCAGUGCCUUGGACAACACGGCUGUCAGUAGCAGGACUGACGAUUCCCAGGCUCAAUCAGGCAGUGACGGAGCACUAAGACAAAGGCCUCAGGGCCCUCAAGCUAUAGUGGAGGACUCUCAGCCGCCUCCCGUGGCCAGUGAAUCGGCACAGAUGUCCAGAGAUGAACGAUUCCAGCCACAGCAAGAGCAAGCCCUCAGUCCCGGAUCCGAAGAGUCUGUGCUGGCAGAGAAUUCCAACCCGUCAGUCAAUGUCACCCUAGCUAGCCCGGGGCAAGAGCCAGACGAGCGCCAAAGCCCCCUUGUGGAAUACCCGCAGCUCCCGCCCUUCCCAUCAUCGGCCGGCAGCCUCCGUAGCGGACGACAGCCCAACCCAGAGGAUGAAAUUAUGAACGAUGCUGGCGAUGGUGACGAUACAGUGAUCCAUCACGACAUCGGCUCACCAGACGACGAGGCAGACGCAGUUGAUGGUGAAGAGGACAACAUGCGACCCCAUGGAAGCAGCUCGCCGCUCCCUUCGCUGGACGAUACAUGGCUCACGGCAAAGACUACCAAGAGCUCACAGAGCCCACUCAAAUCAUCUCAGAUGUCUGCCCUCUCCAAGCGAAAAGGCCCCAAGUCCGGCUAUGAGGAGGCAAUGGAACGCUUGGACGAAGGAGACGAAUCGGAGCUGUCGCCUGAUCGGAACACGUCGAUUAGAAGUCUCUUCCCCAAUGCGACACAGCCAUCGCCGGCGGCACUGGGUGUGUCCGCCGACCGCGGCAUCGCGAACAGCAAGCAGGAGAAGUUUGCGGGCCGCCGUCGCUUGUCUCCGUUUCAGCUUCCGGAAGGCAGUCAGGUCAUUGAGCUCAUCUCUAAUCCAGUCUCGCCGCGACCUGUCGAGCAUUAUCCCGAUGACAGCAUGGACGAAACGUACCAGGAUGAGGAGGAUGAGGAGGGUUCGUCGCUGCCGCAUGGCUCCGGCUGGGUUCAAAAGAAUAAGGUGAAGAGAGAGUCCCGAAGGCCAAACAAAGAUUCGUCUGCCGCGCUCUCCUCUUCACCGGCCGGUGGCACACGAGCAAAGAACAGAUCAUUGCCCUGGCCAUCAAGCGCGGCACCGGCAGGACAAGGGCGCAGAAGGAUGAGCAAGAAAUUUUGAGCGAUGAAGGAUGUGUGAUACCCUUGAUUGAACCUGGCUUUGUGGUAUUUAUUUAUGUAACAGCAAACGGGCUCAUUGCGCCUGCGAUCUUGAUCAGGAGCAAAGAUUUAGGAUGUAUGGGAUGGCCAUUGUCGUGGUUGCCUGAUGGCUGUCUUGAGUGAUCAUCACAUGCAACUAACAUGCCAAUCAACAAACACAAUUGUUCACACAGAUCAAAUCACCUUGAGGGUCACGUUAUGCACGAAUCACCAAGCUUUUUUAUUUGAGCACAUGCGCCACAUCUCGGCGUUGACCCAAAAUGUUCAUGGCCCUGGUCGACUUCCUGUUCUAGGAUAGUCCCCGCGUGAGAGAGCGGUGAAUUGCGGGGGGUUGCCCCUUGCGCGCGCGUGCUUUACAAAAGACGGCUGGCGCUGCUGAGCCGCCAAGACGGA